Microcebus murinus (gray mouse lemur) is the source of this 1025-nucleotide messenger RNA. It is a transcript of the gene DPPA4, whose product is annotated as developmental pluripotency associated 4. Gene Ontology annotation, biological process: system development. The record is from RefSeq and is a predicted model, not a curated record. Gene Ontology annotation, molecular function: chromatin binding. Gene Ontology annotation, cellular component: nucleus. Lineage: Eukaryota; Metazoa; Chordata; Mammalia; Primates; Cheirogaleidae.
GCCAGGGGCCACUUUGGAACAUUUUUUUCUUUUUAUUCAACCUCCACUUCUUUCCAGGUAUGGAGAACGCAAGAGGCAAGGAGUGGAACGCCACAGAGAAGUCCAGGGAGGAAUGUGGACAUUCUGAAUCUAAACAAGAGCAGGCAGAAACUGGAGGCGAUCAGCAGGUUGCCAAUCAACAGAGCACAGUGGUACCGGGAACCUCAGUAAAGAAGGGGACCAAACGGAAAAGGUCUGCCAAGCAUAACGAAGAGUCCUGCCCAAAGAAGGCGGCAGAAUGCAAUGAAGAGCCCAAACCCCGGAAGAAGAUACCAAUUCCUCCCUUACCUGCCACACUGCCCCCGGUGAAUCUGCUUCACCGGGACAUUGUACGGGCCUGGUGCCAGCAAUUAAAGCUGAGCAGCAAAGGCCAGAAAUUGGAGGUAUAUAGACGGUUAUGUGAAUAUGCAUAUCCAAAUCAAAAGGAUAUUCCUUCCACAGCCAAGGAGGCCAAGAUCCGGGUAUCAUCCAAAAGAAAAUCAAAUGUAGAGAAGAAGGAAAUGUCCCUGAAAAGUUCAGGGCAAAGGCUGUGUUGUGAAGGGACUGAUCUUCCUGCAGUAUGUCCUCCCCCUGAGGAGGGGUUGCCUGCCCUAGAGUCUGCCUCUCUCCUUGAGGGAGUUAAUACAGUUGUGGUGACAACUUCUGCCCCGGAGGCUUUGUUGGCUUCCUGGGCGAGAACUGCAGCCAGGGCUGGGUCAUCCGUGGAGGCAGUGGAAUCUCCACAGGAGAACUGUGAUGUCAGGUGGUGUGUGGUCCAUGGGAAAAGUCUCCCUGCAGACACAGAUGGUUGGGUUCGCCUCCAGUUUCAUGCUGGACAGGCCUGGGUUCCAGAAAAGACGGGAGACAGAGUGAGUGCACUCUUCCUGCUUCCUUCCUGCAACUUCCCACCCCCGCAUCUUGAGGACAAUAUGUUGUGUCCCACAUGCGUUCAAAGGAACAAGGUGUUAAUAAAAAGCCUUCAGUGGGAAUAGAAUACCAUGAAAAAG